This is a messenger RNA of Leptosomus discolor (cuckoo roller), 1318 nucleotides long. RefSeq names its product LIM domain containing 1 (gene LIMD1). Gene Ontology annotation, cellular component: adherens junction; nucleus; P-body. NCBI's taxonomy places the organism in Eukaryota, Metazoa, Chordata, Aves, Leptosomiformes, Leptosomidae. Gene Ontology annotation, biological process: regulation of DNA-templated transcription; response to hypoxia; cytoskeleton organization. The record is from RefSeq and is a predicted model, not a curated record. Gene Ontology annotation, molecular function: transcription corepressor activity.
CCACUUUUCCCGGAGGGUGUGAGCGGCCCACGGUCGGACGUCGGGCACCCAGAGGGCUCCAGCACAGCAAAGGUGAAGCUGCCCUGCCAGACCCUCCUUCCACAGCCAGAGCAAGGGCCAUCAGCAGCUGAGCUGAAGUUGGAGGCACUGACCCAGCGCCUGGAGCAGGAGAUGGAUGCUCGGCCAAAGGCUGAUUACUUCGGCACCUGCGUGAAAUGCAGCAAGGGGGUGUAUGGAGCAAACCAGGCUUGCCAGGCCAUGGGCAACCUCUACCACGAUGGCUGCUUCACCUGCGGAGCCUGCAGUCGAAAGCUGAGAGGAAAAGCCUUUUAUUUUGUCAAUGGCAAGGUGUUCUGUGAAGAAGAUUUCCUGUAUUCUGGUUUCCAGCAGUCAGCUGACAGAUGUUUCAUUUGUGGUCAUUUGAUAAUGGACAUGAUCCUGCAGGCUCUAGGGAAAUCAUAUCAUCCAGGCUGCUUCCGAUGCGUGGUCUGCAACGAGUGUCUGGAUGGUGUGCCAUUCACUGUAGACUCUGAAAACAAAAUCUACUGUGUCAGAGAUUACCACAAAGUUUUAGCUCCAAAGUGUGCAGCUUGUGGACUUCCCAUUCUGCCUUCUGAGGGGUCUGAUGAGACCAUUCGGGUUGUGUCCAUGGACAAGGAUUAUCACGUGGAAUGCUAUCACUGUGAGGACUGUGGGAUGGAACUGAAUGACGAAGAUGGGCAUCGCUGUUACCCACUAGAUGAACAUUUGCUUUGUCACUCCUGUCAUCUGAAACACAUAGAGAACGGCACAACUCCAGCAUACCAGCACCACUACUAGCCAGCGUGGCCGACAUUGGAAAGCCAGGACAGAAGACUUGUUACAUGAUCUCCCUCUCCCCACCCUCAGCUGGUUUCCUGUGCAUGUUUUUCGCCAGUCGGCAAUGUUCCUGUAAGAGGAUAUGAGAGAUUUUUGCUGGAUUCCCAGAGUUUGUGUGCUUGUGAGUUCCAGCUGUAUCAAUCCAUGUCUACUUGAGCAAGAAUGUGGCAUGUUAUCUAAACUGAUUGGUUUACUUUUAUGUGCCUUUUUCUGCUGUCUGGAGAUUCCUCUUGGCUCAUUUUGGAAGAUUCUUCAGUGAAAGCACAAUUUGCUGUCGUGCCUAUGAACUCAGAUCGUGCCACGCACAAUUAAAAAGCCAGAGGCUGGCUUGCCUGCCUGCCUGCCUGCCAGGGACGUCCCGUUGGCCUACUAAGUGUUUCCUGACAAGCACAUUACAUCAGAUUCCCUGAAGGACAUCAACCUGUUAAUAGCCGUUUUUAGACACUCUCUCUUUUUAUUA